Molecule: messenger RNA, 693 nt
Organism: Aaosphaeria arxii CBS 175.79
Lineage: Eukaryota; Fungi; Ascomycota; Dothideomycetes; Pleosporales
Exons: 4
Coding region: 1-693 (230 amino acids)
Biological process (GO): protein peptidyl-prolyl isomerization; protein folding
Molecular function (GO): peptidyl-prolyl cis-trans isomerase activity
Source: RefSeq, a predicted model, not a curated record
AUGUUGCCCCGCUUCAAACCUGCCUCUUCUACUACUUCUUCUCUUCUCUCCUCUACCUUCCGCUCUUCCUCCUACAACUCAACUCAAUUCCAUCUCAACAAACGCUUCUUCUCUCCAUCAGCCUCCAACAUGGUCAUCAAGACUUACUUCGACGUCUCCUGGGAGGGCCCCGAGAUCCAGGUCGAUCAGAAGGGUACCGUCACCAGCACCGGCUCCGUCAAGCAGCAGAAGGGCAGGAUCAACUUCGAGCUCUUCGACGAUGUCGUCCCCAAGACCGCCGAGAACUUCCGCGCUCUCUCCACUGGCGAGAAGGGCUUCGGUUAUGCCGGCUCCAGGUUCCACCGUGUCAUCCCCCAGUUCAUGCUCCAGGGUGGUGACUUCACCCGUGGCAACGGCACUGGUGGCAAGUCCAUCUACGGCGAGAAGUUCUCCGACGAGAACUUCAAGCUCAAGCACAACAAGCCUUUCCUCCUCUCCAUGGCUAACGCCGGCCCCAACACCAACGGCUCUCAGUUCUUCGUCACCACCGUUGUGACCUCGUGGCUCGACGGCAAGCACGUCGUCUUCGGCCAGGUCCCCGACGGCGAUGUCGAGUCUUACAGGGUUGUCCGCGCCAUUGAGGCUGCCGGCAGCGGCAGCGGUGCCAUCAAGUACAGCACCCCACCUACCAUUGAGGCCUCUGGCCAGCUAUAA